Molecule: messenger RNA, 626 nt
Organism: Trichogramma pretiosum
Lineage: Eukaryota; Metazoa; Arthropoda; Insecta; Hymenoptera; Trichogrammatidae
Gene: PolE4
Product: nuclear transcription factor Y subunit C-2
Exons: 1
Coding region: 11-574 (187 amino acids)
Cellular component (GO): nucleus; epsilon DNA polymerase complex
Molecular function (GO): protein heterodimerization activity
Source: RefSeq, a predicted model, not a curated record
AUUAAUUAAAAUGGAAGACAUCGACAAAGUUUUGUUUGGUAAUUUAGAAAAUACUGAAAAUACUGAAGGCUUCUUAAAUAUAGAUUUUACCGAUGAUGACACACGGACUCAAGACAAAAACGUUAUUGAAAACACAACAAUUGUAGAAAUAUCAAAGAGUACAGAUGUCCCUUCAUCGGUUGAAACACCAGAGGCACUAGUGAAAGAAAUAAAUACAGAGGAAAUAAAUAAUGAAAAUGAUACAAACCUCCAUGAUAACAUGCUGGAAAUUGAAAAUACAGAAGAAGAAAUUGAACAUGAUAAAGAUCAUAAAAUUAAAUUGACAAAAUUACCUAUUGGCAGAGUUAAAAAUAUCAUUAAAAGUGAUUCCAGUAUAAACUUAAUAAAUCAAGAAGCUGUAUUUCUGAUAACAAUGGCCACUGAAUUAUUCAUUGACUCCUUGGCUAAGGAAUCAUAUAAAUACACUCAUCAAGCAAAAAAAAAGACAAUCCAAAAAAAUGAUAUUCAAAGUGCCAUAAGUAAUGCAGAAGCUCUACUGUUUUUAGAUGGCAUACCAUUAGAUAAAAUUAUUUAAUAACUCAUUUCAUUAUUACAUUUUUUUAUUAAAUUAUAAAAAUUUUUACAUG